GGAGGAGGCCGCGCGGCCGCCAUGUUGUUGUGUCCGUGAGGCGGCGGCGGCGGCCCCGAGCCCGCAGCGACCCCGGCCCCGGCAGGACGCCGCGCCCCGGCACGGGCGGGGGCUCCGCGCCAUGCCCUGCCCAGCGUCCUGUUCUUUCGCUGGGAUAUGAGCAGAUGUUGCCCUUCCCUGCUGCCAAUGUGAAGUAUCAGAAGAGAACAGUUGGAACUUUCUGGGACAAGAGAGGACUGCUUAUUCUCUCAUUCUUUGGUUUUAGUAAGUGAAGAGCUCAAAGUAUUGCAAGUAAGGACGAGGAUUCCUCCUCCUGCCCAGGGCCUGUCAUGGAUGAAGAGACUCAGCACAGCCUUGAAUGCAUCCAGGCUAAUCAGAUUUUUCCCAGGAAGCAGCUGAUCCGAGAGGAUGAGAACCUUCAGGUGCCGUUCAUUGAGCUCCACGGGGAGAGCACGGAGUACGUGGGCCGAGCAGAGGAUGCCAUCAUUGCCCUGUCCAACUACAGGCUCCACAUCAAAUUCAAGGAAUCUGUUGUCAAUGUUCCAUUGCAGCUCAUUGAGAGUGUGGAGUGCCGGGAUAUAUUCCAGCUUCAUUUGACUUGCAAGGACUGCAAGGUUAUCAGGUGUCAGUUCUCCACCUUUGAGCAGUGUCAGGACUGGCUGAAGAGGCUGAACAAUGCCAUCCGCCCCCCGUCCAAGAUCGAGGACCUGUUCUCCUUCGCCUACCACGCCUGGUGCAUGGAGGUUUAUGCCAGUGAGAAGGAGCAGCAUGGGGACUUGUGUCGGCCAGGAGAACAUGUGACUUCCAGGUUUAAGAACGAAGUGGAGCGGAUGGGGUUUGAUAUGAACAAUGCCUGGAGGAUUUCCAACAUCAAUGAGAAGUACAAGCUGUGUGGCAGUUACCCCCAGGAGAUCAUCGUGCCCGCCUGGAUCACAGACAAGGAGCUGGAGAGCGUGGCCAGCUUCCGCUCCUGGAAGCGCAUCCCUGCCGUGGUGUACAGGCACCAGAGCAAUGGGGCAGUGAUCUCGCGCUGCGGCCAGCCCGAGGUGAGCUGGUGGGGCUGGAGGAACGCCGACGACGAGCACCUGGUGCAGUCCGUGGCCAAAGCCUGUGCCUCAGACUCCAGGUCCAACAGUAACAAGUUAAUGAAUGGCAAUUGUGCCAGAGAUUUGCCCAACGGAGGGGACCUCUCUGAUGUGGAAUUUGACUCCUCCAUCUCCAAUGCCUCAGGAGCAGAGAGUUUGGCAAUCCAGCCUCAGAAGCUUUUGAUCCUGGACGCUCGGUCUUACGCAGCAGCCGUGGCCAACAGAGCCAAGGGGGGUGGCUGUGAGUGCCCAGAAUAUUACCCCAACUGUGAAGUGGUGUUCAUGGGGAUGGCAAACAUCCACUCCAUCCGCAAGAGUUUCCAGUCGCUGCGUCUGCUCUGCACACAAAUGCCAGAUCCAGGAAAUUGGCUGUCAGCUCUGGAGAGCACCAAGUGGCUGCAGCACCUGUCAGUGCUGCUGAAGUCCGCGCUGCUGGUGGUGCACGCCGUGGACCGCGACCAGCGGCCCGUGCUGGUUCACUGCUCCGACGGCUGGGACCGCACGCCCCAGAUCGUGGCCCUGGCCAAGCUCCUGCUGGACCCCUACUACAGGACCACAGAGGGUUUCCAGGUGCUAGUGGAGACUGAGUGGCUGGAUUUUGGCCACAAGUUUGCAGAUCGCUGUGGCCACGGGGAGAAUUCGGACGACCUCAACGAGCGCUGCCCGGUGUUUCUGCAGUGGCUGGACUGUGUCCAUCAGCUCCAGAGGCAGUUCCCCUGCUCCUUCGAGUUUAACGAAGCAUUCCUUGUGAAGUUGGUGCAGCACACCUACUCCUGCCUCUUUGGAACAUUCCUGUGCAACAAUGCGAAAGAGAGAGGAGAGAAACACACUCAGGAACGGACCUGCUCCGUCUGGUCUUUGCUGCGGGCAGCAAACAAAGCCUUCAAAAACCUGCUCUACUCCUCCCAGUCGGAAUCUGUGCUGUAUCCCGUGUGCCAUGUGCGGAACUUGAUGCUCUGGAGCGCUGUUUACCUGCCCUGCUCCUCCCCCUCCACGCCCGCCGACGACACCUGUGCCCCCUACCCUGUGCCAGGCUCUAGCCCCGAAGAGCAACCUCUGGGCAGGCUACCAAAGACAAGAUCCUUCGACAAUCUGACGACAGCCUGUGACAGCAGCGUGCCUACAACCAACCGCCGGAGCAGCGACCCCAGCCUCAACGAGAAGUGGCAGGAGCACCGCCGCUCCCUGGAGCUCAGCAGCCUGGGCCCCCCUGGGGACGACCCCUUCGAGGGGGACGGGCUGAGCAGGCAGGGCAGGGCCCCCAUGGGGGCAGAGCUCUCUGUGGCAGCUGGGGUGGCAGAGGGACAAAUGGAGAACAUUCUGCAGGAGGCCACUAAAGAUGAUGUUGGGCUGGAGGAGCACUUGAGGGGUGGCCUGGAAGCAGCGGGGAAAGGGGAUGAGGUUGGCCUGGAUAAGGAGAAGAGAGCUGACAGUCUGUGUGGGGAAAAGGCCAAGGCGGAUACAGGUACUGUAAGGAACAAUCCCACAGCCAACCCACAGCCAGCCUCACAUGGUGCUGCGGAGCUCAAAGGACAGCAGGACGAGCACAGCGAUGCCAGCAGUGCUCUCCAGAAGGCGCCUCAGGGGAGAGGACUGCAGGCUGUUCCUUCUGAGGGCUCUGGAAACAGAGAUGCUCCAAACAACACAGAGGAGGAAAGUCUUGGGAAAGGUGAAGGAGAGGCGGAGAACCCGUGCGGCACGGCCCAGACCAGCCUUGCCUUCCCUCUGACAGCCCUGCUGGAGGAAAGGACAUCCAACAUCGAAAGCUCCACAGAAACCUUAACAGAGACAGAAGCAAAGCCUGAGCUCACGCCCAGGGCUCCGUGCCACAGACACCACCCCUUCGACAACAGCACUGACGAGCUGUCCCGAACUCUGGAGAACAGGCCGGAGGGGGAGUGCAUGAUAGAGCUCCAAAAACUGGGAUCAAGAGUGCAUAGGACUUCUGGUAGCAGCACCACACACCUCCCAAUGCCUUCCCCUUGUGCCUUGCCUCUAGCAGACCACAAAGAUGAGCUGGUGUAUAACGGGGAGCUGGAGCUGGAGAACAAACUGGUGGAGAAACCCGCGGGAUUCACGGCCCCGAAACUCCCCACCACCAACGGACACUGCGUCAACGGCGAGGACGGGCGCAUCAAGGCCUCGCUGAGCCGGCAGGUGUCCACGGCCAGCUGCAGCUCUGCUCAGCUCCACCUGAGGAACUUGCACCAGAAAUGGAUGUUCAGCCAGCUGGGGAAGCAGCCGGCCAGCAGCCCGGACCAGCCGGCGCGCAGCCACCUGGACGACGACGGGAUGCCCGUCUACAGCGACGUCAUCCAGCAGCGCCUGCGCCAGAUCGAGACGGGCCACCAGCAGGAGGUGGAGACCCUCAAGAAGCAGGUGCAGGAGCUGAAGAGCCGCCUGGAGAGCCAGCUCCUCAACAGCUCCCUGCGGCUCAACGGCGACUACGGCGACGACGUGACGUCUAUUCCCGACUCGGAAAGCAAUCUGGAUCAGAACUGCUUGUCUCGCUGCAGCACAGAGAUUUUCUCUGAAGCCAGCUGGGAACAGGUGGAUAAACAGGAUACAGAGGUGACGCGGUGGCUCCCGGAUCACCUGGCCGCGCACUGCUACGGCUGCGACAGCGCCUUCUGGCUCGCCAGUCGGAAACACCACUGCAGGAAUUGUGGCAACGUGUUCUGCUCCAGUUGCUGUAACCAGAAGGUGCCCGUUCCCAGCCAGCAGCUCUUCGAGCCCAGCAGAGUCUGCAAGUCCUGCUACAGCAGCCUCCACCCCGGCAGCUCCAGCCUGGACCUCGAACUGGACAAGCCCAUCACUGCCACGUCCAACUGAAUGGCUGGCCGGGGAGCGGCCGGGCCGAGCCUUGCCCGAGGCUGAGGCUGCGCGUGGGGCGGGACGGACCCCGAGGAUGUGCCGCUGGACCGGGGCUUCUCCUUGUCCAGCUCUUCCCCUUUCCUGCCUGUCCUGUCCGUGUGUCCGUGUCCCCGCGCGUGCGUGUGUGUAUAUAUAAUAAUCUAUCUGUUUGUUUGCGGGAGGGUCCUGGAGGUGGGAGGGAGCUGGUGAGAGCCAGGAUCCCUGUGGGUAUUUAUCUGUCCCAUGCAGAACUGCUGCAGACCGAGGAUUUUGGGGAGCAGGGAGCAGAGGGAGCCGGGCUGGCCGGAGUGCAGAGCCUGAAUAGCUGCAGCCUGCAGUGCUUUCAAUCACUCCUUAUUCCAAACCCAAAACUGCUGUUUGGGAACCUGUUGCUGCUAGAAGAGGUGGGAAUCUCCUUUCCCAGAGACCUUUCCCCUCUCUGUUCUCACAGUGGCUGCCCGAGGGGGUCUCAGUCAGGUUCCUGCACUGGCAGCUCUGUACCUGCACACACAAUCCGCGAGGUCUGAGCCCUCGCAGCGGGAAGCCCUGGAACACUGGCUCAGGAAUGCACGUGCUGUGGGUGAGAGCUGAGCCAGGCAUCACACCGGGCCUCGCCAGGCAUCUGACCAGGCAAUUCCUGCUUCAAUCCAACUAGGACAGAGCAGACCUUUGCCUUGUCCUUGCCCCAUCCACGUGAGUCCCUCUGGGAGCAGAGCAUUGCCAUGGUCAGGGCCUGGCUGGCCACUCGCACUUUACUGGACGAUCCAAACUGACGGGAGGCGGCCGGGACCCGCAGCUGUGGGGCUCGGCCUGUGUGGGUUGCACUGGUGCUGGGCACCCUCCUGGGAUGCUCCUCCUUUCCCAGGCUGUGUUCAGUGUACUCCAGAUAGGAAAAAGCUGCCUGAGGAGCUUAAAACAAUCCAGAAUUGUGGAUUAUGGAUUCCCCUUCCUCCUUCUGUCCCAAUCAGACUCACCUCACUGAAGGGUGAAACUCCCAAAUACCCGUUUGUAACCAACUGGUAGGUGCUCGUCCCUUUCCCUUCUCAUAGAUCCUGCUUAGUGCAAUCUGGCAAGGAGGAAGAGUAGAUCCUGCUCACAGUGCAUUCAUUCCCUAGGCAAAAUCCCUAAUUCUCUAUGGUAUUCCCAAGAAUCCUGCUGGAGUAUUUGAGAGUUCUAGAUACAACAGCUCAAAAUCCAAGAAACCUUGGGAAAGGAGCAUUUCCCUUCCCUGGAAUGUCACAAUCACAUCAUCCAAAGGGAGGGUCACACGCAGAAACCAGCUGGCAGAGCUCACUGGGUCUCGGGGGAUGCUGAGGUGGUUGGACUGUGCCCUUCCCACCCUGCCAGGAUCCGUGAAUGUCCAGGAAGGAGGAGGCUGCGUCCGUGCGGAGAGGGGUCUGGGAAUGGACGGAGCAUCUUGGGAUCUCCCUGGCACAGAGAGAAAGACACUGAAAGUGAAGUGGAGGAUGGGGUUUCCAGCCAAGGCAGGUUUAGGAUGUGUUCCUAUCCCAGCGGUGGGGGCUGGAAGAGAGGCACAGGCAGAGCAGGACGAGGGAACGUCCGGCUCCUCCCAGGGUGGCGAGGGGCAGGUGGCAGGGCCGGGGUGGGGGACACCCCAACCUUUGUGUGGCUUUGGGGUGCAGAAUCAGCCGGAGCCUCCGCACGUGCCAAGAGGGUCUGCUCCGGGCCGGGGCUGGGAUGUACAGUGUGAAUAAAAGCUUGCAGCUCUUUAGGCUUUUUUGGAUCGAUGAAGCACUUUUUUUAUUAAUAUUAUUUUUUCUUUGUAUGUAAAGGAGGAAGCCGUCUCUCCGUAGCUGUGUACAGAAAUAACCCUUCUCUCCGCAAGAGAGUAAAGUGCUCCUAUAUUUUUCAUUUUUGUCAAAAGCGAGAAGUAAAUACUUUAGAAUUGUUAAAUAUAUAAAUAAAAGUGAAUAAAGUUUA
Molecule: messenger RNA, 5879 nt
Organism: Passer domesticus (house sparrow)
Lineage: Eukaryota; Metazoa; Chordata; Aves; Passeriformes; Passeridae
Gene: MTMR3
Product: myotubularin related protein 3
Exons: 21
Coding region: 330-3917 (1195 amino acids)
Biological process (GO): phosphatidylinositol dephosphorylation; regulation of autophagy
Cellular component (GO): membrane; cytoplasm
Molecular function (GO): protein phosphatase binding; metal ion binding; phosphatidylinositol-3-phosphate phosphatase activity
Source: RefSeq, a predicted model, not a curated record